Molecule: messenger RNA, 4079 nt
Organism: Polypterus senegalus (gray bichir)
Lineage: Eukaryota; Metazoa; Chordata; Cladistia; Polypteriformes; Polypteridae
Gene: mtrf1
Product: mitochondrial translational release factor 1
Exons: 7
Coding region: 1151-2209 (352 amino acids)
Biological process (GO): translational termination
Molecular function (GO): translation release factor activity
Source: RefSeq, a predicted model, not a curated record
AAAACGAAACGUGCAUUUACUGACGGGUGCUGGAGAGAGGUUUUUUUCCCAAGUCUUUGAUAGAGGGACGGAGAGGGGGUUUCUACGAGGACACACGUUUACAAACUGAUUAAUCAAAAUCAAAAGAAUCGCCUGUAUUUCUUGCUAUUAUUAUUUAUUCGCGAGUGUAGCCUUCGUCGGCUCUUACAUGUGCAAGCAAUUGAUCUAUUAAGACUACAGUACUCGCAUUAAAGAUUAUCCAAAACCUACCCCAAGCUGAUAACAUUUCGCGCUAUUAAAUAUAACCGCACUAGUAAUUGAAGCUCCUACGUAUUAACCGUUCGGACCCUUGAUGAAUCUUUUAAGACACGGACGUCGACGUAAGCUGCCUUUGACGACGCCUGCUCAGAGGUGCGAUGUAAAAUAAAGAUUGAAUUAACUCGAUUGUUUUUCUGCUAUGGUUGGUCGAAAGUAUUAAUUUGUAGUGUUGUUCGCACAGCACGUCGCCGCCUCCGUUUCCUGUUUUAUCGGCAAAACAGAUGGGAGUCAUGGGUGUCAGUUGAGAUUCAUCAGUUCAGGUUUGACAUUAAGUAUUCCCUAGUCCAUUUAACGUUUCCUAAAAAGUUAUUCAUGCACGAGAUGUGUUGUUGACUGAGUAAAGGAAUACAUAAACGGGGAGUACAAGUCAGACUAAUUAAGAGAAAAUUGCCUAGCGACAUUUUGGUGGCCACCGUGUUCAGAUUUCUCAAAGUGAAUUUCCACUACAGUAUCUCGUCAUGUCUUACGAAUUUCCUUUAACAUUCCCAAAUCUUUGUGGGACUGGUACCCUCUCCUAGGCUGUUUCCUUCCAUGUGUCAGGCGUUGCAUUGAUGGUUUUUGACGCCCUGCAAGUCUUACUGCUGGUUUGAGAAUGUUCAUGUUGGAUAAUGGAUGGAUGUUUAUUAUCUUACAUGUAUGAACUGCAUUUUGGCAGUGGUAGGAAACUGGAGUGUCCAUCACAGAGAUACAGGAAGAAUUAACAUAGUUCACACUGACAGCAGCUGGGAUGAGGUUUGAUCAUAGGACAUUGAAUCCACGAAAUGAAGCACAAAGCACUGAUAUGCCCACAUGCAUCAGGGCUGUUUUAAAAUAUAUUGUUCAUGUGUUUUAAUUCCCAGGUUUGAAAUUAAGAAUGAAACACUGCCUAUCAUUUAUAAGCUGUCGUCUCUUCAAGAUUCAUGUCUUUCAACGUGCCACAAAGAUGCAAAGCCUGUGGCCUCUGAGGCAUUAUUAUCAGCUUCCAUACAAAUGGCCUGCAGGCUUUCCUUUUGGCUUGCUAAAACAACCAAGAAGACACUGUCAUCAUGAACUCUUGGAUGUAUUACAACAAGAUGGUGUUAAAAGGUACAUAGAUAGUUUAAUCAGAGAACACAGGCAGGUUACCCAGAAUCUAAAUUACAGUGCCUUAAAUGAAGCUGAGCGGAGAACACUCAACAGGAGACAGAUUGAGCUGUCACCCACAGUCACAGUUUUUCAAGAGACUGAAUGCUUGCUCAAAGACCUCAAGGAAGUAGAGGUUAUCCUUCAAAGUGCAGAGAAAGCAGAAGACAGACAAAUGAUUGAUCUUGCAAAAGAUGAAUGGGAAAAAAUCAAAAGGCAGAUUGAAUCACUCCAGAGAACACUGCUGCAGAGCUUGAUUCCUCAAGAAAAACAUGACAACUGUGAUGUGAUUCUGGAGGUGGUCUCUGGAAGAACUACAGGAGGAGAUAUAUGCCAACAGUUUACUAAAGAAAUAUUUGAAAUGUAUCAGAAAUUUGCUGACUUCAAACAGUGGACUUUUGAAAUAUUAAACAUCAGUCCUGCAGAAUAUGGGGGGCUACAUCAUGCUGCCGCUCGUAUUUCUGGCGAGAGUGUCUACAAGCAUUUAAAAUUUGAAGGCGGAAUUCAUCGAGUGCAAAGAAUUCCUGAGACGGGUCUAUCCUCUCGAAUGCAACGCAUUCAUACGGGAACCAUGACUGUCAUUGUAUUACCACAGCCAGAAGAGGUAGACAUAAAAAUAGAUCCAAAGGAUUUAAGAAUUGACACCUUCAGAGCAAAGGGAGCAGGUGGGCAGAGUGUAAAUACAACAGACAGUGCCGUUAGAGUGAUUCAUAUUCCUACAGGGAAAUUUCCAGGAACAGCUGGCUUUAUCUGGGGCAAGUCAGAAUCAGUUCCAUUGAUGCUGGGGCAGACAAGUUACUUUUGUAGUUGACGUUGGUUAAAUCUGGAAACAAUAACAACACCUGACAAAAAAGGUGUAUACACAUCUUGAACCAAGAUACUGAACAUUAUUUUUAGAUAAUUUUCCUAAAAAUGGCAAUUGUGAGACCAGCUAUGUUGUAUGGUUAGGAGACAGUGGCACUAACGAAAAGACAAGAGGCAGAGCUGGAAGUGGUAGAGUUGAAGAUGCUAUGAUUUUCAUUCAGAGUAAAGAGGGUACACAGGAUUAGGAAUGAGUAUAUUAGGGGGACAUCAUGACAGUUUGGUGACAAACUGAGAGAGACUAGAUUGAGAUGGUUUGAGCUUGUGCAGAGGAGAGAUGAGGGGUACAUUGGGAAAAGGUGGAACUGCCAUGCUAGAGGAAAAGAGGAAGGCCAAAGAGAAGGUUUAUGGAUGCAUUGAGGGAAGACAUGAAGGCAGUUGGUGUAGCAGAAAAUGAUGUAAAAGACAGGGAUAGAUGAAGACAGAUGAUCCCUAAAUGGGAGCAGCUGAAAGAAGAAGAAGAAGACAAGAUCUUGUUAAAGGAUAGAAAAGAUCUGACAUGACAUGCUCUGAUGCCAGCCUUUACGUGAAGAAAAUUUGCAAGUUCAUUGUAGGCUGUGUAACGUUUUAGUAUAUAGAAUGCAUGCCAUUUUUUACAAUUGCAGUGCAUUCAUGUUACAGAUAUCUAUCACAAAUGUUACUAAAUCACAUAGCAAUUAUCAGAAAGUGGCAAUGACUGCAGAAGGUUCUGCUUUGUGUUUUAGAUAUGUAUUAAAUUGUUGCAAAUUGAAUUAAUAAAAACUAGAAGAGACAGAAUUGCCUCAUAUAGUACAUACAGUAUAUUAACAAAAUUGUAUAACCUAUUUAGAAUUAUGGUGGCCAGAGCCUAUGUUAGCAACACUAACAAACCAGGAAAUAACCAUAGCCAGAACACCAGUCUAGUACUGGAUAUACACAAACUUACUCAUACUGGGGCCAACUAGGUUGGCACCAAGUGAUCCAACCUUCACACCAUUUUGAAUUGGUGAGGAAAAUCCACAGACACAGAAAGAAUGGACAGUAAUGGAGGGCAGCAUUUGAACCCAGUGUACUGAAUCCAUGCGCCAUUAGUGCUAACCACUACACCACCAUAUGCUGACUGCCUUGUAAUUGACAAUAAAGAAAGUUCAUGAAGUCCAAAAUGUAUAUAAUGUGAUAAAGUUUAGCUACAGAAAAACUUAAUAAUUGAUUUGAUGCCUACUUUUUAUGGCACUGAAGUGUUGAAGACAAGGAGAAGUGGGGGAAGAAAUACAGAUGGAAGUUUGUAAAAGGAGGAUUGUAGAGUGGGCCAGGCAUGUGGGAGAGAUGAGAAACGUUGUAUGUGUUUUGUGUAAGUCAUAAAUACUUAAAAUCUUAAAUCCAUGUGAUCUGUAAUCACACAUAAAGGGAAUAUAACAAAUAUAGAUGUUGUUUUUGCCUAUACUGUAUCUAGAUUUGCCCAUACAAUUAAAACUAAUUUUUCUUUUGAAAAUCAGAGUAUCAAUUUAAUGGCACUACAAAUAUUGGUUUUGACCCAUUCUGUACAACAGAAAUUAUAUACUAUCUAAGUGACAAUUAUUAUGGUACCUUCAAAUAAGAAGAAUAACGGUUUGGGCAUUACGUAAAGAAUAUGUAAUGUGUGCUGUGCCAGAAGUGCCACACAUAGCUGCCAUAACAGUGAAGCCCAGAUUGUUGGAUUCUACCUUAGUGAGUCUGUGUCAGUUCUAUGAAUGUGUUUUUUUCCUAUAAGUGUGUUACCAAGAUUACCAUUUGAAAUGCUGUGACAUUGAUAAUAUGUUCUGAUGACAGAUACAAACUCCUAGAAGUUAUGGACAUCCAUUAAAAAUAAACUGUCAAGUUUA